This is a messenger RNA of Phragmites australis (common reed), 690 nucleotides long. Its product is annotated as non-specific lipid-transfer protein 1-like. Gene Ontology annotation, molecular function: lipid binding. The record is from RefSeq and is a predicted model, not a curated record. Gene Ontology annotation, cellular component: membrane. The transcript has 2 exons. Bases 62 to 427 code for a protein of 121 amino acids. NCBI's taxonomy places the organism in Eukaryota, Viridiplantae, Streptophyta, Magnoliopsida, Poales, Poaceae. Gene Ontology annotation, biological process: lipid transport.
ACUCUACGUACGCACAUCGCUAAAGGUAGCUAGCUGCUCUUCCACUGUGUGACCGAGAGGCAUGGCUCCAAGGCUCGCGACGCUGGCGCUGGCAGUGCUCCUCGCGGCGGCCGUGGUGGCUCCGCCGGCCGCGGUGCGCGCGGCGAUGUCGUGCUCGACGGUGUACAACACCCUGAUGCCGUGCCUGCCGUACGUGCAGACGGGCGGGGCAAUGCCGCCGCAGUCAUGCUGCGGCGGCAUCCGGAGCCUGCUGGCGCAGGCCAACAACACCCCCGACCGCCGCACCAUCUGCGGCUGCCUCAAGAACGUCGCCAACGGCGCCUCCGGCGGGACCUAUCUCGAUCGCGCCGCGGCGCUGCCCAGCAAGUGCGGCGUCUCCCUGCCAUACAAGAUUAGCACCAACGUCAACUGCAACACGAUCAACUGAGGCAUCUUGUGCGCCUUCCGUGCGAGGAAUGCCGGAGAAUAAUAAAAUUAUACUACUAUUUAAGCUAGACUGGACUAGAUCUUGAUGUUCUUGUCACUAGUCGCGUUUCGGGUGUUUACUAGUAGUCUACAGUUCCUAAUGGUGUAUCGUGGUAGUUCCCACGAGCAGUCAUGAACCGAGGUGUGGUUGAUCUGUACUGUGGCUAUGUAAUGCAUGUGUGUGCUAUGAUCCAGACGUAAUCCUCGUGAAACUACUUAUUAUUA